GUAAACAUUGAAACAUUCGUGGCAAAAGAACAGCGAUAACAGGGAGUUUUCUAAAUAGAGUGACUACCAUGUCCUCGGCUGCAGUGCCCCUGUUGGAUGAGGCCGUGCCGUUCGGCGAAGAGGAUGAGAUCAACCAGGACGGUAUCGUCAAAAGGCUUUCCCACCCGUACGUGACGUUCUUUCACAUUGCGUUCCGUGCAGCGGCCAUCGCGACGUACCUGUUCUGCGGUUGGUUCAGCAGCAGCUUCAUCACGAGCUUCGUGUUCGUGGUGCUGCUGCUGUCGGCCGACUUUUGGACGGUGAAAAACAUUACCGGUCGCCUGCUGGUGGGACUGCGCUGGUGGAACUACGUGGACGACGCUGGCGUUUCGCACUGGAUUUUCGAAUCGAAAAAGGGCGAAAGCUACACACCGAAGUUCAACCCACACGAGGUGCGCAUCUUCUGGAUGGCGCUCGUGCUAUGCCCGGUCAUCUGGGCGUUCUUCUUCAUCGUGGCGCUCUUUGGCUUCAAGUUUAAGUGGCUGCUGUUGGUGCUCAUCGCACUCGCCUUGAAUGGUGCCAACUUGUACGGCUACGUUAAGUGUAACUUUGGCGCUGGCGCGAAUCUGAGCAGCACCACGACCGAUUUCGUGAAGAAACAAGUGCUGAAAAACGCGGUGAAUCUGAUGGCAAACCAAGCCAGUGGCUCGGAUGGUGCCGGUGGGGUCGGCAGGCCUUCCAGCAUAGUCUAAGCAAAGUAGCUCACAAUCUCAGCCCACAUCGACAAAUUACCGUUUUCCAAGUGCACUGCAUUCCAUGAGCCUUGCCUCAGCAUUUGAGCAGAGUGCAUGAGCACGCUCCCCAGGAUAUACAGGACUUUUCCACCCGCUUUCUUUCAUUCUGCCCCCAUUAAGCCAAACCAAUAUACAGUGACUCAAAUUCCUAUUCGUACGGGUAUAUUGCACAGUCCAAGCGGUGCAAACUAAUGCUCGUAGAGCUUUAUUGAAUGCACAUUAUGCAAUUAUGACAAUUGAUUCUAGUAGAACAAUUAUCACUUGUUAGGACUGUUAUCUCAUUCUUGGAAAAAAGUGAAUUAGUUUCGGCUUGGCGAUGAUUUUAAGGAGGGAAGUCUGUUCACACCAAUCUGCACAUGAUUUGCAAUUUUCUUGAAAACUGUUUAAAAUCUAGUGUUGAUUGAUGUCAUAAUGAAUCAGUAUGCUCUUUUAAACAUUCUAAAUAAGUGUUAAACGUAUUUUUCGUAAAAUUUCUAACAAACAGGCACUAAGCGGUCUGCUAGCGGUCUUGGUGCUAACAGGCUUUCCCCCCUUAAAAUCAUCGCCAAGCCGAUAGUAAUUAACUUUUUCCAAGAAUGAGAUAUCAGCCAUAACAAGUGAUAAUUGUUCUACUAGAAUCAAUUGUAAUAAUUGCAUAAUGUGCAUACAAUAAUGCUCCACGAGCAUUAGUUUGCACCGCUUGAGCUGUGCCAUAUACCCGUACGAAUAUGCAUUUGAGUCACUGUAAUUAUUUCUCUUUUGCCGCACUUUUUCAGACUGAAGAACGGUUGGCUCCCCCGUAGAGCGCUACAUUAACCUUCUUAGUUGAUUAGUUGGAUUGCAAAUCGCUGUGUAAAUUCUGUUGAAUAAAGAAACAUGCCAUAUGUUUACGAUAAAACCA
Anopheles aquasalis is the source of this 1653-nucleotide messenger RNA. RefSeq lists its product as uncharacterized. NCBI's taxonomy places the organism in Eukaryota, Metazoa, Arthropoda, Insecta, Diptera, Culicidae. Gene Ontology annotation, biological process: protein secretion; vesicle-mediated transport. The record is from RefSeq and is a predicted model, not a curated record. Gene Ontology annotation, cellular component: Golgi membrane.